Jatropha curcas is the source of this 2791-nucleotide messenger RNA. Its product is annotated as hydroxyproline-rich glycoprotein family protein. Gene Ontology annotation, biological process: protein localization to cortical microtubule cytoskeleton. The record is from RefSeq and is a predicted model, not a curated record. Gene Ontology annotation, cellular component: cortical microtubule. NCBI's taxonomy places the organism in Eukaryota, Viridiplantae, Streptophyta, Magnoliopsida, Malpighiales, Euphorbiaceae.
UGGAUUCCUGUGAAUGGAGAUUACUGUUAAACAAUUUCUCUUUUGUUGUUUGCUUGGUGAAUCGACAUUUUGGUGCAUAAGUAAAUGAUAAGAUGAGAUAACAAAUGCAAUGUGACCUCACAUAACACAAUCAAAUAUGAAAUGGAGCUAUAGCCUUGUAUUAUAAGUGCUCUCUAGUUUCUAGAAUGGAGAGGAAUCAGUACCCUUAUGCCUUUACCUGUAUAUCGGAAUGGAAUGAGAUCUAUAGGUAGUUGGGUUUACCAAACGUAUAAGGAAGCAAAUAAAUGAGUUUUUGUAACGUGACUUGUAACCAACAAUUGGGCGAACUUAGUUGAAAUCCAAAUCCCAUAUAUGAUUAAUUAAGUUGUAGUUAUUUUUGAGCCCAUCAUACAAACUACACCUGCAUCAUUCUCCAGAUGCAAUGAAGCUCCAGCUCGAGAACCGGACCCAUACAUCUCAUUGACCAUCUGAUUCUGAGGGCUGCUAUUGAUAAUUAAGCUUGCCUUUAGAAACGGUGGUUAAUUUGCCCAUGUGGUGUGGCAGUCUGGAAGAUGAAACGCAAUAAAUGGUGAAAUGGAAAUUGAACUAAAGAAUUUUUCUACUUCCUCUGUCUGUUGUCUUUAACUGACUAGUGGUGACCAUAAGGUGAUGGAAUCCAAUAGUAAGACAUUCAAUUAUAUAUAGGCUGUUGAGCGAUCAGUUGCUACUUUUGUCUGAUUUAGAUAAUCAUUCAUUUCAUAUAACAGCAGCAGUCGCGCAGAGCAGUCAAUGCACUGACACAUCGGCCCACGGUCGCUGCCCUGCUAGCUUGUUAUCCUCAAAUCUACAUUCGCUGAAGCAGCAGCCAUGAUUAAGUAACUAAAGAGAUUGAUGCCACCAACAACCGCAAGGGAAAUAUUAAUAAACCGGCUGCAAAACCUACUGCCAUGUCACAUUCCACUACCCCAUCUCGCUUCAGACUCAAUUCCAAAACCAAGGAGGCUGCUAAUGGUUCCUUAUCCCCAGCCCAGGAAGCAAGAGCAAAAUCAGUUCCUCCAGAUGUGAAGAAAGACUCGAAGCUCAAGAGGUCUUUAAUGCUUAACAAGCAGAAAUCUGGGGAGCAAUUGCUUGGAUCUCAAAAUGGUGUUAAAGUCGUGGCUCGCUCCGUCAACCGCCCAGUUGUCGAGCAAUUUGCUAAGCCAAGGCGGCUGCCGCAGCUGGACUCUAGUGCUAGGCGAAAAGAAGAAGGCGACAAGGAAUUGCAGGAGAGGCUUCAAUUGAAUGAGAUUUUGAUUAAGGAUUUGCAGUCUCAAGUUUUGGCUUUGAAGGCGGAGCUGGAUAAGGCACAGAGCUCCAAUGACGAGCUCGAGUUGCAGAAUAAGAAGCUUGCGCAGGAUCUUGCUGCUGCUGAGGCCAAGGUUGCAGCUUUUCAUAUUCGUGACCAGGAGUCAAAUGGAAAGCAGAAAAGCCCUAUAUUUAAGGACAUUCAGAAACUCAUUGCAAACAAAUUGGAGAAUUCAACAGUUAAAAAGGAGGCAAUCAAUGGGCCAACUAUAGUUAAAUUACCGUGUCCACCGCCGCCGCCACCACUGCGUCUCAUGCCCAAAGCUGCUGACGCAGGAAGAGAGGCUCAAUCUGUCUCCUCUUUGCCACUGCCACCUCCUCCACCGCCCCCGCCCCCAAUGAGACCCGUAGCGAGAGCAGCCGCUGCUCCAAAAAUUCCCGCAGUUGUAGAGUUCUAUCACUCCUUGAGAAAGCAAGAGGAGAAGAGAGAUUCUAACCAGGGAGCAGGGAAUCAGUAUAAACCAGCUGUCGCAAGUGCUCACAGCAGUAUUGUUGGAGAGAUUCAAAAUCGGUCUGCACAUCUAUUAGCUAUUAAAGCUGACGUUGAAACAAAAGGAGAUUUUAUCAACGGACUUAUCCAAAAAGUGCUAGCUGUGGCAUAUGUCGACAUUGAAGAUGUACUAAAAUUUGUGGAUUGGCUUGAUGCUGAACUAUCAACACUGGCUGAUGAGCGUGCUGUGUUAAAGCAUUUCAAUUGGCCAGAGAGGAAAGCUGAUGCCAUUAGAGAAGCUGCUAUUGAAUAUCGUGCCCUUAAAUUAUUAGAAAAUGAGAUAUCUUCCUUUAAGGAUGAUACUGACAUUCCGUGUGAAACUGCAUUGAAAAAGAUGGCCAUCUUACUUGACAGGUCUGAGCGAGGAAUUGGAAGGCUGAUCAAACUUCGGAAUUCAGUUUUGCGUUCCUAUCAAGAUUGGAAAAUUCCAAUCAAUUGGAUGCUUGAUUCUGGAAUAGUUAGCAAGAUAAAGCAGGCUUCUAUGAAGCUAGCGAAGAUGUAUAUGAGAAGAGUGAUAAUGGAGCUUGAAUUGGCCCGAAAUUCAGAUCGGGAGUCCAGUCAAGAAGCAUUGGUGCUUCAAGGUGUGCAUUUUGCAUAUAGGGCUCACCAGUUUGCUGGAGGUCUUGAUUCAGAAACAUUGUGCGCUUUUGAAGAGAUAAGACAGCAUGUUCCAGGACAUCUAGGACGAUCUCGAGAAUUGAUAGCUGCCAUACCAUCAUCAUGAAAGCGGAUAAGAUUAACUCGUUUCACAGAUGUUAGUUUUAGAGUUUCUUGUAUGAAUAUCAGUGAUUAAGCAUUUGUUUAAUUAUUUUUUUUCAUUCCCUUGGUUAUUCAAUUUCUGUAAAAAGGUUUUUUAGUGGCUGCGUGCGCGCACAAAGAGAUGAAAUUGAUGUAAUAAUUUGUAUUCCUAGAUUGAAACAGAAUGUAGUAUAUAAAGCAGAGUUUGAGAACAACUAGCUGCAUAACUCAUUGAUUGCA